UGAAAGGAUUCUAACCAAUCUAACUUAACUUUAAGCUGUGUAAACACCGGGUGCCCAUUAUAAUAUUUUUACGAGCCGAAAUUCACAACGAGUAAUUUUCAAAUUAUGGUGGAUAUGGAUAAUGUAUACGCUGAGAUACAGAUCUUCCUCAUGAAAAAGGAUCAAGAGCGAGGGGAAUUAAAAUUUCUUUCAUCUAGAGCAACGGAUGAGAAUGUCGCAUACAUCGAUGAAGUUUGUAAGAGAGUUGCUGAGAUCCUCCGAUCUAACAGAGUACCAAUGGCGGAGAGUAAAAAGCUGACCGUGGAAUGUGUACAAGUUUACAAAUAUCUUUUACUAAAUACUAAUUUUAAAGCACAGGAGCUGUUGGUCGAAGAUCUGUGUAAUGGACACUUGGUGGAUAUGUGUCCACCUCUGUCUCCGUACUUGUUGAUAGAAAUCCUUUGGAGUCUUGGAUACGAGGAACUUCUUACCGAAUCUAUUUUAUAUCUUCCCUUAGAUUUGUCCGUUGAGAUCCUCGCUAUUACUCGGAACUGCCUCCAGUUCCUUGAGUUUCCACGAGCACUGAAUACCAUCCUAACGUUGAUUUUAAAUAUUUCAAAGAUAUUCGUUUAUGUAAGAGAUCAUGGUUCACAAACUAGAAACAUUGAUGAAAAUUUGAAUGGCCUGAUAAGUAACGCACAGGAGUUGAUCGCUAAACUAUAUGAUCCUAAGUUCAUUAGAAUUCAUGAAGCAUCAGGCAUUAAAAAAUACGAGAGGUACGGCAUAGUGUUGAAAAAGAUUUUGAAUAUGUUUAAAAGCUGCUUGGAUAUUGAAAAAAAUGGUAACAUUUUGCCCAAGGACAUAGAAAAGUUGUAUAAGGUUACAUUUGGUAACAUGCCUGUUGUGCAGGCUAAUAGUUCUGUAAUCAAAGAGCAUUUAAGUACAUUAGCGCAAGACUCAAUGAAUCUCUUCCUGAAAAAGUUUAAAGAGAUCAGCGUUAAUAUCUACAUGGUCUGGGUGGAACUGCAAGACCCUGAAAAUAAUUCGAUAUCUUUACAACGCUCAAUUGGCAUCGAUUGCUACUAUUUCAUUGAAUACGUAAAUGAGAAUCAAUUAUUAGAACAGUGCACCCCUUUAAUGGAAUGUGUGUCGCAGUUAUCUUGUAAUCCAAAUUCGAAUCCAGGUCUCACCACGAUGAAUAUACAGGAACUAUGUGCGCGGGUGGAAGAAGGAAGAAAAGAUUGUUUAAAGGAAUUACUUUGUCGACACAAAGAGUGGGAUAACACGAUCUUGGAUAUUAUAGAAAAGCAGAGGUCAUUGAUCGACAAAAACGACUGCUUCGAUUUACUUCGGAACCUCAAUGAUAUAUUUGAUCACACACAUAAUCAGAAUAUUCAGGAGCGAGCAUAUUCAAUUGUCAUAACAGUUUUAUUCCUUCAAGACAUUACGGACAUAUUUGAAAUUGUGAUAGACUAUAUCCUAAUGUGCAAUGUAGAAGAUACUUUUCCAAACUUCGCCGAAGACUUCAAAGAAUUCAUUACACUUAAUGCGAACAUAAAGAUGCCAAGGAACUUGAGAAUCGUUCUAUAUUUCAUGAUGUACUGUCCAAGAAAAGUGAUUACUAUUUUACUGAAAAUCGUGCUUGGAUGCCCUGACUACGACACCGUCAUGAUACCACUGAAUGACCUCCUCGUUCUGGCUCCAAUUUUCAAAAUUCGUGACAUCAAUAAGGAAAUGCUAUUAACUAAUAUCUUGCAGGAAAUUUGCAUGGAUAACGUGGCAUGGAAUGAGAAAAAAUGUAAUGAUCUGAUUAAUUUCCUCAUCGAAAACCAUGUAAUUGACAUAGACAGUAUCUUCAACAAUAUUUUCAUCCCCUAUUUGGAGUCAGAAUUAUUGGUGCCCUCAAAUAUGUUGACGAUGCUUUGUUGCAUCAGUAGUUAUGAACACAAAUUUGGUGCCAAAAUGAAGGUAGAUUCUCUCUUCCAAGCCCUUGCGAUAAAGUUAUCGACAUUGAGAAAACGGAAGGACAUCAGUCAACUCUGUAAGGAACGGUUGCUUAAUAUAAUAGGCAGACGAAUAAGUAAUUUGUCACGGGGGCAAAAUAAGUAUUUCCAUAUUAGCAGGGUAGACAAUGUUAUAGGACAUGUUGAGACCUUCUUAGAGCCAAUGGACAAACUUUAUUUCGAUUCCCUGUGGUCCGUCCCGAGGAAUGGAUUCAACGUGACCGACGUAAUGAUUGACUACGAAAGGAAAUGUUUUUCAGUAAGAAACAGAAUUAAGCAAAGUGAGCGAAUCUCAAGGACCGUUUCCAGUGCCUUGGAGUCCAUCGUAAUUCUCCGCGAGGAUUUCUUGCGCCAUUUGAUUUUACGAAGCACGGUAUAUGAGUACACGAAAUUCGGAUACGAGAGCACUGCCAUCUACUGGAGCCAUUUUGGGUGGAUCGAUAAAAUAGAUGCCUUGGAUAAUUUCUUCAGGAUAACCGUCGAAGCAGCCAUCCUUAGUUUAGAGAUCCCAACAGCAGUCAACCCACACGCAUUUCUAUGUUUGAUACACGGCCUGACUGGAUUCCUGAGAGAGGUCAUCCGCACCGGGUUAUUCGACGAUAUCUAUCGGCUUCUAAUUAAGCACAUCAAAGUAUUAAACAAGAGUGUGAAGCAAUCACCUUACGCACUCUUUUGGCCUGAUAUAACCGAAAAUAGGUUUGCUGAUUGCACCACAGAUAUCCGCAUCCAUAACAUCAUGGAUUACUUCAAUUUGUUUAGAGUCGAUUGUAUGAAAUAUGACGUCAUGAUCGAACCACAGAAUCCACCAUCGGUCGAAAUGACCAGGUUUUCUAUCAUGUACGACUUCAUCUCCGCUUGCUUGCAGGCUUCCACAACAGAGUGCUAUGAAUGUUUAACAAGAAUGGACAAAUUGCUGUUUCCACAACGCUACUCGAAAUAAGUGUCACCCUCCGAGUCAUUCCUCGUGAAGCUAGUCAUAAUUUUUCAUCUCCCCGUCAUGAAUCAGAGUUGGCUCCCGAGAAGUACACAAUAAUUAUUCCGCGUAUUGCAAAUUGCUUUUCUACACAUUCCCUGUAUACUUUGCAAAAGAAGACAUCAUCGACAAGAGAACCGUCGGGUAUGUAGAUAAUCACAUCCAACACUUAUAAGACUGUUAAAUGGACUGCAGUUAUAAUUUUUCAAUAAACCGAGUCCCGCAUUUAUAAACCCCGUUUUUCGCAUCUCCCGAAAGAUAUUUUUCCCAGGCGACUUCAAAAAUAUCCGACCAGGUAGUUUAUCGGGAAAUGCGCCUCAAACUUCUUACCGCGGAAGUGCCAUUUAUCUCUCCCUCCCUAUCUCGAGCCUUAUCACACUUUCUUUUCCUCUGCCCAUUUUUAGACGAGCCACUUCCCAACAAGACCUCUCCGAAAAUAAGAGAUGUCUUUAAAAAAGGGAAAGGAAAAAUGAACAACGCCGCAGAUAAUGUCUAAACCGAGAUACUUCCUCCGUCCUCUCUUUAAAGGCCAAAAAAGAGACCCGAACGAAAGGAACCGCAUAUCUCGACAAACCUUGAAAACAAAUAAACCUCCAACGGGGUCUGGCGUUGAAAUAAAAUUUAUUUUAAGAAACUUUUUCUCGCCGUAAUAUAUAGUAAAUGUACAAAUUUUAGGUAAUGGAAAGGAUCGCGCCUCUCGAUCAUUGCGGCUAUGGGCGAGUAAAAAUCCCUUAGCCUAACCGAAUGGCUUUGCGCAACAAUCGGCAAGGACGCGUAACGCGAAAUUCGCAUCGGCCGAUUCACCCUUAGGACUCUUUUCUUUUUUUUUUCCACCUUUUCGACGGCCCAUCCCUCGAGUGUCCUUAAGGUAAUUGAAAUAAAACGACAAGGCCGAGGUUGUGCGCACGGCCAUCCAAUUAACAGCAGCCCCGAGAGUGACUUCCAUUCUAUUGUUAUAUUUGUGCGAUACUGCCAAAUGCCAAUACAGUGGUUAAUGAUUUAAAAAAAAAAAAAGAAAAAUUGUGAAAAAGUUGCGUACAAGGAAAAAAUGUGCACCAGUUCAGCAGGACAAGGGUGAAGAAAAGGAGAGAAUAGACAACGGAAAAAAAAAAAAAAAAUAAAGAAAGAAGAGCGAAAAAUAAAACGAAAAAGGGAGAAACAGGAUAAAAACAAUCGCCGAAUUGGCGGCCUCCCGAAUGCACCGCACCCGAGUGAUAACGCGAGGCAGCCUCCCGAAUGCACCGCGCCCUACUGAUAACGCGCGGCCAUUCCGCAGCGGAAAAGACUCCUCAUUAGGUUCCAAGCCUAGGAGAGUACGACCGGAGAAGAGAGAUUCGAAAAGAAAAAAUAAUAGAAACAAAGAACUCGCGCUAAACCGACGAGAAGACGAACCCCGAGGAUUCGGAGGAAUCCGCGAUUUGGCGAAAUUCAAGCGGCCCGAAAAACGGCCGACUCGUCCGAUCCGGUCCGUCACCGACACGUAAACGUAACGUCACCGUUCCGACGAAAGCGUUAAAAAGAAAGAUAAAAAAAAUUAGAAACAAUUACACGAUCGGAUUAAUUAAGGCGCCGAACAUGAGACUUAACGCGAACGUUUAAUUCGAUCCAAGCUCUCGGAUGGAAUGGACCGAGGGUCCAGGUUGAAACUGUCAUCGGUAAUAUUGCGGAUUCUCCCGGAGACACUCGAGGAGGCCUCCUCUCGGCCUCGGAUCGGCACUCGAGAGACUCGCGAGUCACGAGACUUUCGUAAUGACUAGAUCACCAUCCUGGUAGUCCCGAUCAGCGUCGACGCCCGAGGAGUGCGCCCGGGUCUCGGUAACUUCGGAGAGUACGUUUAGGUAUUUUUACAAUGUUUACACUUAGACCCGCUCCCCUUUAUACAAAAGUCCGCACGCGCGACGUUCCCCGGCGACGCGACGAGUCGAAUGCGUCGACCUAAGCACAGCUCGGAUUUGGAAAAGUCACGCCACAAGGUUCAACUUCUACGGCAAAUCGCCGAGUCAAAAAGAAAUUCAGGCCGCGCCCCAAAGGUGCCUACGCAGUAUUUAUUCAUUUGCAUAUUCCCGCCAACAGAAAACAUUUAACGAGACAAAUGCUGCCCUGUGUGCGGGAAGAUCCACCCGGACACAUGGGUAGAUCGAGUGCUCCUCGAAGCACUGUACAUGUACUUGGCGCGCGACCUGACCGAACGAUUCGAGUGACAAAACGCACAUUCAGCGUUUAGCAAGGAGUAGUUCUACUUGAUUAAAAAAAAAAUAAUAAUAAAGAAAAGAAAAUUACUCUAGUCAAAAAAUCCAACUCGUCACAUCCCUAGCGUUCCCCUCAAGGACGAUCGCCACGUGUUCGCACCGAGAUGAAGUACCUCGAGAAAUCGAUCUCGAUCGAUCGACCCACGGCCGAGUCCAAUUAUUAAGUUCAUUCGGGCCUUCGACAAGAGGUUUAAAAAAUUAUUCCGCCAGGGUCGAUCGAUCGAAAACGGAGCCGAAAUAGACCUGGGACGCCGUAACAGUCUUCGCCGACGCCAGGCGCCGAGAUCCGUCGAAAAGAGGCAUCGAGGUAUAAAAACGCGUAAAGGAUAUUCGUUGUGCAGGCAAUUCUGAUUUCCCUCGUCCUUGGAUCCCUUUCCGCGGAUCUCGGUGCGUGUACAAAAACGAGGAGAGAAAAUUCGCCAGUCGGCGAUUCGUCCCUCCUGGGUGCGGAUAAAAAAAAAAAAAGAAAACCGACAUCGAAGCGUUACACCAAGUUAUCUCUAUCGAGGCUUAUCGGAUGGCAUGUUACGGAAAAACUAACCGAGACGUCCUGUCUUUAUCGGGAGUUAAACGAAACGGGGUUCCUUUCCCUCCCCCGGAAUUUUUCGAGAAAACGCAGAUACGCGGGUCCUUCCUCGGGAGGACCUUCCCUCACAGGGAUCCGGGAGGAGUCGACGAUAAAAAGGUCUCCCCCGGAAAAAGCAAACAUUUCCCGAGGGUAUUGUCCGCCACAGCUGUUACUAGUUCCGCCGCGAAAUCAAACGACCGACAUCCUUAAAUAACCACCCGAUGUCGCGCGAAGCGUGACCGUAAUGGGAAGGAAAAUUAAAAAAAAAAAAGGAGUAACUUUUUGUUUAAAUUAAAAAAC
Orussus abietinus is the source of this 6072-nucleotide messenger RNA. RefSeq lists its product as uncharacterized. Lineage: Eukaryota; Metazoa; Arthropoda; Insecta; Hymenoptera; Orussidae. The record is from RefSeq and is a predicted model, not a curated record. Bases 106 to 2922 code for a protein of 938 amino acids. The transcript has 2 exons.